Messenger RNA from Planococcus citri (citrus mealybug), 2862 nucleotides. RefSeq lists its product as uncharacterized. Bases 217 to 2256 code for a protein of 679 amino acids. The transcript is spliced from 4 exons. Lineage: Eukaryota; Metazoa; Arthropoda; Insecta; Hemiptera; Pseudococcidae. Gene Ontology annotation, molecular function: zinc ion binding; DNA-binding transcription factor activity. The record is from RefSeq and is a predicted model, not a curated record.
CCAUUCCGAAUCGGGUCGUGCUGGAUUCACCGACUCCUAGUCCAAAAGAGUCGAUUCGCUUAGAUUCCGAUUCUGUUCAUUUCUCUUCGAUUCAACUCACCCACUGAGUGUUGAUUGAUAAAAAAAAUGAUAAUGAAUGAUACUUACCGCCAAAAAUAAUGUGUGUUACUAGUGGUUUUAAUGAAUGCGUCGUAUGUGUUUUAAUUUUAAUUCAAAAUGCCUUCAUUGGCGGAUUUUGAAAACUCAUUGAGGUCAUUAUCGACCAAUUUUGAAAAAAAUGAUAACUUUUACAAUAUCGUUAUUCCUGAAAAAAAUUUCCAGCAGUUUGAAAAUCUUAUACAACAACAUGGGUUUCAGUUUUCAACUCGGAACUCGGAAAUUUAUAAGCAAGAAAUCAGCAGAAUUUGUUGGAGUUCAAAGUUAAUUCCAUAUUUUGGUAAUCCUUUUCAAAUUUCAAAGAAUUCCGUACUACACUGUGCAAAUGGCCCAAAAUAUUAUAAAUCAAAUAAAGGAGAAAGUUCUACAAUGAAUGGCCAUCCUGUGGGAAAGUCAACCCGAUUUCGUUUACAACCAACUAAGAAACUGGGAUGUAACGCCACUAUGAAAAUUGUCACUAUAAAAACAUAUUCGGAGUCUGAAUAUACUAUAAAAGAAACACGAAGUUUGAAACACGAAAAGCUUGAGAUUAUGAAACGUUUGAAACAGCAGCUGAGUAACGCCGCAGCUGAAUCGCAAGUAAUUACUGAAACAUUCCACCAUAUUUCGUUUAGUACUGCCAAAGAACAUUCCCACUCAGUAUGGACGAACUUCAUGAAUCAAGAAUUAAAUUCUGGUCUGAAAGCUGAGAUUCAAAAGUUGGUGCAAAACGGAAUUCGAAGUAUACAUACUAUUAAAGUUAUGCUAAAAGCCUGGGUUAAAAAUAACAUCGGAACUGAGGUAUCUAAUCAUGCUCGAGCGUUUUUUCCAUCAAAAAAAAUUAUCCGUAAUCAUGUACUGAAAUACUAUUACGCGAGCAAACAGAGUAAAAUAGAUCAAGUUGCAUUAGGUCUCAAAGUCGAAGCUUGGAAAAAUGAGUAUCCCGAGAAUAAAUAUUUCUUUAGAGCUCACAAAGAAGAAGAAGGAACACCGCAGUCGUUUCUGUUUUGUUAUCAGACGAAGUGGCAACGAGAUUUAAUGAAAAGAUAUGGCGAAAUUGUGCUGAUCGAUUCAACUUAUAAAACUACGAAGUAUUCUCUUCCGUUGUUCAGUAUUGUUGUGAAAACAAAUGUCAGCUAUAUCAUCGUGGGUGUAUUCGUAGUUCAGUGGGAAACAUCUGAUUCAAUCCAGGAAGCAUUAGAAAUCUUCAAGCAGUGGAAUGCUGAGUGGAAACCCAAGUACUUCAUUACCGAUUAUAGUGAUGCCGAAAUUAAUGCAAUUACGGCAUGUUUUCAUCUUCCGGUGUACAUCUGCGAUUUUCACAGGCAACAAGCCUGGGUACGUUGGUUCUCAAAAAAAGAUAAUAUCUCAAACAUCGACGAGAAGAAUAUUUUGCUGAGUUUUUUUCGAAAACUAGCGGAUGCUAGAAGCAACGAUGAAUUUUGUUAUAUUGAAUCGACUAUGCGUUCUUCCGAAGCCUGGCAAAAUAAUCCUAAAGUCCAAAGAUACUUCAAUUCAACUUGGCUACCUGUUAAGGAGAAAUGGACAAAAGCAUUUUUUGAUGACGAAUAUUUAUUCAUAAUAAACACGAACAACGGGAUCGAAACACAGCACAAAGUGCUAAAACAUUUCUAUUUGAAUUCGCAUAUUGAUAAAUCUCUAUGUGGCGUUCUAGAUGUCAUUAUGAACGAAUUUCUCGAUGAUGCUUUUAAAACUUACGUGGAAAAUAACGAUUGCCUCGACUCGAAAUAUAAGCAGUACAAUACUGUGAUUCCAGAAUUUCUCUAUGAUAGACCAUCCUUUUUUAUUCGUCAUGUUUAUCAAAGAUAUGUAACUGCACGAAGUGUUUAUUCUAGACAUUCUAUUCUUACUUUAAAUAAUGAUGUAAAAACUGUGUUCCUUGUUAAAAGCGAAGCGAAAAAUGUGCAUUAUUAUGUAGAUUUUACUAAACCUAAGUGUACUUGUGAUGAUUUCUUUAGGUAUCGAUUUCCAUGCAAACAUUUAUGUGCUGUUAUGUUGUAUGUUACCGAUUACUCCUUCAAUGAUCUGCCUUCUAAUUAUCGAAACAGUCCGUUCCUAUCUAUUGAUCCUGAAUACUCUAUCUUUAGGACAGAUUUUUAGAAUGAACCCUGGGAAACUGAUGGUGGAACAACUGCUGUUGUUUCCGGAUCAGUUUCAGUGGUUUCUAAUUCUGUUCUCGAAUCCAGUAAUCCUGAUGAUGAAACAACAACAACUGUAGUUGCUCCACCAUCAGGAUCGUUGGGCUCAAUUGAAGAGUCUGUACCUCUUUCCGAAAUUCGAGAAUUAAUCAAAAAUGUUUAUGACCGCUCUUUUCUUUUACGUCCUAAUGCUGGAAAUGUAACUUUUAAACGAAAAUUAUCAGAUGUACUUAAUUUUAUGGAUAACUACAUUCAGUAUGACGAGAACAUUCCUUUAUUACCUAAUGUAAACCGUAAUGAUAAUUUUUUGGACUUGCCAAGACCCAAAAAACGAGCUAAAGCAGCUAAGGAAUCAACUUUCUAACCCCUUCUUGGUUAUUAUUUCUUAAUGAUUAACUAUUUGUAUUUUUCUUUAAAUUUUUUAUGUUUGCUUGAUUUUUAUACUUAAUCGUGUUCCUGUUACUUGUUGCUUUAAUUAUUGUAACUUGUGUGCUAUUGCUAGUUUUUACUGUUGGGAACUUUUUGUGUUUUUCAUUGAUUUUUUAAAAAUAAAAUUGCUCUAACUGAA